CAAUUACUUGAGACGAGCGAGCAUUAUACGGUUCAUAUAUGAUCCUCCUCAGUAGUUCAUGGCCUCCGCUUCACAUUGUCACAACGGAGGAGAUUCAGACCAAAACAUUAAAUGGGGUCAUUAGUGGUAAAACUUUUGCUAAAUGCGGUCAAAAAAGAGAAAUCUCACUAAAUGGGAUUAAAGCUGUCAAAAAAGUGAAACUUGUGAUAAAAAAUGGAAUUCACUCUUAAAUAAUUCGUCCAUGAAAACAAGAACCACAAGUUUUGAUAGUCCUCGCAUGUCCAUGAAGGUUGGGACACUUGGUGCCAACAAGAGAGGGAUCAACGCAUGCUGUUGGAGACAGCUAGAAUGUGGCACGGCAGGACAUCCAACUGCUAUUCCAAAGCUCAUACAAUUCCCCUUUCGCUAUCGUCUUUUUCUUGUUCUUGUGCGUAUCUCUCCUUGCUGGUUACACCUUUAUUCCUUCUUUCCAUCGUCGUUCCAUAGGUCUGCUCUUCUCUUUCCACGACACACCGCACGAAUUCGUCAUAACUACUGCACGGUCCACUGAACUAGCUUAGUAUAGUUAACUUCGGAAAUCUCUACCUCGUCAUACCACUUUGCUUCGGCGUUUCUGCUCAACUCACCAGAAAAACAAAAUGGCCAUGCCGAUGCCGAUGCCGCCUCCUCCUCCGAUGUGGCCGAUGGAGCCGCCCGCGGCUGGCAUGCCAGGGAUGGACAUGGACAUGGGCAUGGCGAUGCACGCGACCUUCUUCUGGGGCCACCGCGCGCAGGUGCUCUUCAACGGCUGGCCCGGGGCCGGCCCUCGCGCCGGCAGCGGCAUGUACGUGCUCUGCCUCUUCGUCGUGCUCGCGCUUGCGGCCCUCGUGGAGGCGCUCUCCGCGGCGUCCAAGGGGCUCGCCCGGCGCCGGCCUGGCGCUACUGGCGCGACAACGUUUUUGAUCUCCGCGGUCGUGGUCCACGCGGCCAAGAUGGCGCUCGCGUACAUGGUGAUGCUGGCCGUGAUGUCCUUCAACGUCGGCGUCCUCCUCGCCGCCGUCGCGGGCCACGCCCUCGGGUUCCUGCUCGCGCGGACCUGGGCGCUUCGCCGCGGCAGCGGAGGCGGUGCCACGGGUGUUGAUGACGACGCGCCACGGAACGGUGCUGCUCACGCUCCCUCCGACUCCGAGGCAGCUGAGCCCAAACCUUAGAUGCCGCGAAUGGUUGGGGACUCGAGGGAUGCUGAAUUUGAAAUGCCCUUUGUGCUUCAGUAAACAAAUUCGCAUUCCGCCUCAGAGUAUAAGCUUGCUGCUGUGCUAUUUGGUCGAUGGUUUUCUGUGAUGUUAUACAACCGUUGGUUUAGAGACGAAGUAGCACUGUAGCAGGAUCUCUUCUUCGAGACGACAUAUUGAGCUCGGAUCGAUCGGCCAGGAAUGAUCUGAGCAAUUUUUACUCCUUUCUUGCAACUAGUAAUGUUUUUAAAAUUAAAUCAGAACUACCCGAGCAAAAAUAGACAUUUGCCUGGA
Messenger RNA from Brachypodium distachyon (stiff brome), 1505 nucleotides. Its product is annotated as copper transporter 4. The coding region runs from base 639 to 1190 and encodes 183 amino acids. Gene Ontology annotation, molecular function: copper ion transmembrane transporter activity. Gene Ontology annotation, biological process: intracellular copper ion homeostasis; copper ion transmembrane transport. Gene Ontology annotation, cellular component: plasma membrane. NCBI's taxonomy places the organism in Eukaryota, Viridiplantae, Streptophyta, Magnoliopsida, Poales, Poaceae. The record is from RefSeq and is a predicted model, not a curated record. The transcript has a single exon.